AAUCAAUAGAAAAUGAAGAAAAUGAAAUUAAUAAAUUAGUAAUUGAUUUUACUGAUCUGGCAAUUGCACAAGAAAUAAAUACUUAUAGAGAAAUUGUUGAAAUCACGUUAGCAAAACAAUUAGAACAUGAGCAAGGUGAUCUGAAUGAUUCUGAUGAAGAGCCUCCAAAUAUUUUAGCCUCAGAAGAACUAAAUGAACUAAAAAACUUUAUCUUGUUUGCUGAACAACAAAUAAGUAAUGAUUUUGAUAAAAAAGAUUUGAAAGUGUUUCAAAAAUACUUAUUAUUAAUGAGACAAAAAACUGUUGAAUUAUUUAGACAAAAGCCUAUUACAGAUUUUUUUGGUGGAGUAGAAAUUCAAAAUGAUGAAUAUUCUCCUAAUCAAGAUUAUUUUUUUUGGGAAAAAAAUUUUCUUGAUGAUGAAGAUCUUUAUGAUAAUAAUUUUUAUAAUGAAGACCCUAAUAAUGAGGGUCUUUAUAAAGGAGAUCCUGAUCUUUAUGAAGAAGACUCUUAUAAUGAAGAUAUUUUUGAUGAUCUUUAUGACAAUAAUAAAGAUCUUAUGAAUGAUAAAAUGGAUUAA
Dentiscutata erythropus is the source of this 578-nucleotide messenger RNA. NCBI's taxonomy places the organism in Eukaryota, Fungi, Glomeromycota, Glomeromycetes, Diversisporales, Gigasporaceae. The record is from the annotation of a GenBank genome assembly.